Scomber scombrus (Atlantic mackerel) is the source of this 3834-nucleotide messenger RNA. RefSeq names its product pleckstrin homology domain containing, family G (with RhoGef domain) member 5b (gene plekhg5b). The record is from RefSeq and is a predicted model, not a curated record. Gene Ontology annotation, cellular component: plasma membrane; endocytic vesicle; axon. Lineage: Eukaryota; Metazoa; Chordata; Actinopteri; Scombriformes; Scombridae. Gene Ontology annotation, biological process: Rho protein signal transduction; endothelial cell migration. The coding region runs from base 507 to 3218 and encodes 903 amino acids. The transcript is spliced from 14 exons. Gene Ontology annotation, molecular function: guanyl-nucleotide exchange factor activity.
UGAGGCAGGAUCCUCCUGGUUGCUAUGACUUCAGGCCAGUGUCUGUAUGAAAUGCAAGCAGGCUGCGCUCCUCAGUGAGAAGGUUUCACCGCUGACUGUUUGGACAGCGAGGACAGGACAGGGUUCAAAGAGAAACCGCGGUCUGUCACGGCUUGACACGGCGGCCAGACCAGACGCCGCUUUUGGUGAGGGGACCCGGAUCCUGUCAGCUGGAACGGGACGAUUUUCAAGACUGAAAAAAGAACAAGAAGAAGAAGAAGAAGAAGAGGCAAGCACCAGUUUCUCGAUGUUGGAAUAACCUGAACGUUGUCACAGUCGUCCUUCUUCUCUUCUUCUCGGACUGACUCUGGCGUCUGUGUCGUAACUCUGGACGGCGAGGGCGGCCUGGUGGAUGUGCGUGUUUCACGGUGGAUGUGGAAAGAGAGAGGAGGAGGCUUGAAGUUGAGAGAGAGCAGCAGCUGGCUCCAGAAUGGGCUGCGAUCCAUGAAUCCAAUUGGAGGAUUAGGAUGGUUUUUGUUACUUUUGACAUGCCUCUGGCUUCAAUGGGUCAGGCUCGACGGAGGAAGAACAUGACAGAGUUCCUCGGAGAGACGAAUAUUCCGACCCCGGAUGCUCUGGGACAGAUCGGUGGCUCCCUGCCCAGCGUUGGAGCCGGGCCUGACAGCUGGAAGAACCGCGCUGCCAGCCGCUUCAGUGGCUUCUUCAGCUCAAACGCCGGAGGAGGCGCCUUCGGAAAGGAGUUGGACCGUCUGGAGCAGCUCCAGAGCAAACUGCACUCCUACUCCAUGUUCGGGCUGCCGAAGGUGCCGCGGCAGCUCUCCUUCCACCAGGACUCCUGGGAGGAGGAGGAGGAGGAGACCAACCUGGCGCUGGAGGACAGUUGGCAGAUGCUACUGGACAACUCAGAGACACUAACGAGGCGACAGUCCCACCAGCAGGAGGCAAUAUGGGAGCUGCUGCACACGGAGGCAACGUACAUAAAAAAGCUCCGAGUCAUCACUGAUCUGUUCCUGAGCGGGCUGCUGAACCUGCAGGAGAGCGGCCUGCUGACGGAGGUGGAGCCCAACAAGAUGUUCAGUAACAUCCAGGAGAUCGUCUGUCUCCACACGGCUCUGUGGAACCAGGUCAUGCUGCCGGUCCUGGAGAAGGCCAGGCAGGCUCGGGCCCUGCUCGACCCCACGGACCUUCAUCACGGCUUCAGGACGUUUGGCUCCAGGUUCCAGCCGUACAUCCGUUACUGCAUGGAGGAGGAGGCCUGCAUGGAGUACAUGCGCACACUUCUCAGGGACAAUGAGCUCUUCAGGACCUACGUCACGUGGGGAGAGACCCAUAAGCAGUGUAACCGUCUGAAGCUCGCCGACAUGUUGGCAAAGCCUCACCAGAGACUGACCAAAUAUCCACUCCUGCUCAAGAGUGUUCUCAAGAAGACGGACGAGCUGUCGGUCCGAGACAUUGUCAACAGCAUGGUCGCCUCCGUAGAGGGCUUCAUCAACAGCGUGGACUCCCAGAUGCGACAGCGUCAGGAGCAACAGAAGCUGGCGACCAUCUCCGCCCGCAUCGACUCCUACGAGGCUGUAGAGGGCAGCAGCGAUGAAGUGGAGAAGAUCCUCAAAGAGUACAACCGCUUCGACCUUAUGGCUCCCAUGAGAGGAAUAUCACCUGAGGAGACUCGACAGCUGCACCUAGAGGGAGCGCUGAGGAUGAAGGAGGGCAAAGACAGUAGGAUGGACGUCUAUUGCUUCUUGUUCACUGACCUGCUGCUAAUUACCAAACCGGUGAAAAGAGAGAAAGUAAAAGUCAUCCGACAGCCUCUCCUCAUGCACAAUGUCGUCUGCAAAGAGCUCAAAGAUCCCGGCUCGUUCAUCCUCAUCUACCUCAAUGAGUUCAAGAGUGCAGUGGCGGCCUACACUUUCCAAGCCAACAGCGCCACCCAGGGGCGAAGCUGGGUCGAUGCAGUCUGCAACGUCCAGAAUCAACUCCAGAGGCUUCACACUGAGGAACUCCUCCGACAGCAGAACAAGAGACGUGUGGCUGGUGAGGAAGAUGAGGAGGAGGAAGAUGAGAGCAGCAACUCCACCACAAGUUCCCCCUGCAUGAGGCACAAAGACCAGCAGAACUCCAGCCAAUCAGAUGGCUCCACUGAGACUCUGUCAGUGAUGGACAUCGACGAACAAGGAGAGCCUCCCGCCCCCAACAUGAACCUCCAGGGAACCAAGAAGACGGACUCAAACGUCUCCGCUCUGUCUGAAGAGUCCGAGAUCCAGCAGUCCCAGUCCUCGACCCCCCACAGAGUCCACUCCAGUAUUUACUCUGAGCAGGAUCAGGACCAGGAUCAGGACCAGGAUCAGGAGCCCGAGUCCGAUGGCGACAAGCUGGACCCUCAGUGUCGCUCCCUCUCCAUGGACAGCGCCUACGGUACCCUCUCCCCUGAAUCCCUCCUGAGAGAACUGCAGCCUCAGCCGGGUCAGAGCGAAGGAGAGGAGACGGAAGAGGAGGGAGAGAGGGAGGGCCGCGAGGUGGAGCAGGAAGAGGUAGAACUAGAGGAGGUAGAAGAAGAAGAAGAAGAAGAGCAGGAAGAGGAAGAGGAAGAGGAGGAGGACUCUGCCUCGCUGGGCUCCCAGCUGUCAGUCGUCCAGUCCUCUAAACCUCGCCGGCGACCUCACGUUCAGUCGCGGCUCCACUGCCUCCAGCGGCCGUCCACUCUGGUGUUAUCUCGCUCCGAGGACAAUCUCCUGCAGCGCCUCCACGGUAAAACCCCCAUCUCCCACUCCCACUCACUCAGCCCCAAAUCAAAGGUCCCAUCUAAACUCUGCGACAUGGACGCAUCAUUGCUGCCGCACAGUAAGAGCCUGUCGGAGCUGGGCCUAAACUGCCUGGAGCUGUUUACCAGCGACCCCGACCGGUCCGAAGUCAGCCCGACCUCCGAUGAACUGUGCUCCACCCGGAGGCGAGCGGAGGUCAGGCACGCCCACAGCGCGGCACCUGCCGGGUCGUGCGAGGCUAACGAGUCGCACUGCAACAGCUCAGACGGCGAGACGGCUCCUUCUGCCUGCGUGGAGAGGAAAUGUGACUCAUCGACCGCCGGAGAUUCAGGGGAAGUGUCGCCCAAAAAGAGGAAAUCACCGGCUCCGCAGCACAAGAAGCUGACGUUAGCUCAGCUGUACAGGAUACGCACCACUCUCGUCCUCAACUCCACUCUCACUGCAUCGGAGGUAUAACCACUCUUCCACACAGCUGACCGGUGGCACGUUGGGCCGAAUAAAGAACAACACUUGUUUUGCAUGGAUGGACUGAAUUUCUUGAGACACAAAUGCACUCGCUCUCUUACUGCCCUCUCCCUUCCUUUUUUUUUUUUUUUUUUUGGACACUGACCAUAACAAUUUAUUGAACAGUACAGUAACAAUCCUUUUUUUUUUUUUUUCUUUUCUUUGCUGUUGCAUUGAUUUCCGAUACUUCCCGAGGGGAAGGGAGAGGCAGAGAGACAUUAACUGCUUGCACUUUGCAACGGAAGUAGCAUUAUGGGGGCUGGGACCUUAAGGUGGAGUCAGAGAGAGAGAGAGAGGUGGAGAGAGGAGGAGGAGAAGGAGACAUCCGAGGCGGAGGUGACGAGGCCUUUAGGCAGAGGUCCUCAAAAACCCUUGAAACCCUUUCUGCACCGGAGAAGAGGCGGAGCUUGAAAUCCUGCCACCUUCGAAAAGAGAGGGACAUUUAAAGUCUUGAAAAUGCUCUCUACGACACACGGUUGAACUAAAAACAGCACCAAGGACGUCCUGAUAUUUGUACUACUCCUGGUUUGCUUCAACAAAAGAGACAUAAAAAAAAAAGAAAAGAAAA